Molecule: messenger RNA, 6037 nt
Organism: Xiphias gladius (swordfish)
Lineage: Eukaryota; Metazoa; Chordata; Actinopteri; Istiophoriformes; Xiphiidae
Gene: kank1b
Product: KN motif and ankyrin repeat domains 1b
Exons: 15
Coding region: 961-4830 (1289 amino acids)
Biological process (GO): negative regulation of actin filament polymerization
Cellular component (GO): cytoplasm; cytoskeleton
Molecular function (GO): protein binding
Source: RefSeq, a predicted model, not a curated record
AGUUUUUAACUUCUGCAUCACCCGAGCGCGUGGCUGCAGGUGUGUCCACCUUCUCCCCCUGCACAGGUGAGCGACCUCUCGUCACGCCCGCUGGCCUUUACCUAACCCAGGCGCGAUCGCCUUGGCUCGCUUAUUAAAACAAACUAACAAACAAGAAGACACACUCUGUUCACCGUGAGACAGUCAGGUGGUGGUCGAGAUCCGCACCGGUGUCGCUCCGCGGUUUAAGUUGAGUUGAGUCGUGCGCUCCGUGCGUGGCCACAAGGCGUCAGGCUGAAGCCGAGAUCCUGCCCCGCCAUGGUCGGCGGAGGGCUGCGGGGGUGUUUUCACGUGGUCAGGGAGGAAUUUCGCCGUUAUGUCAACCUCAGCCAUAGAGCAUCCUGCUUUCCAGGCUCCACUGCAGUGCCCACCUGUUGUAGUCGUGUGGUUUACGCGCGGGAGCAGCUCUUUGAUGAAGCCGAGUGGCAAUGAGGACUCUUGAAACCCCUGCAAAGUCAUUUCAGCCUGUGACCCCUUAAGACAAGUUGCGUGUGUUUACCAGUUGUGACCAGGUCCAGAUUCUGUUUUCUCCUGCUUUUCUUCUGUGAUAAAUGGAAACGUGACUCUUCUCUCCUACAACGUGUUUUCCCAAGUCUCUGUAACAUUCGUCUGAGAGCAGUGGAAACAGUACUUUGGGUCGCUGUGGCCGACUCUAAAGACAACCUGCUAAACUUAUUGGAUUUAUUGCCAGAGGCCUGAUGUCAUGUCUAGUUGUUCACACAGUAUCCAGAUGAAAAUAAAGGGGUUCUUUGCAGGUGCUAAAUAAGACACUGAAUGAACUGGGCCGAUGUGCACUGUUUGAGAGAGAGUCUCCACAAAACCUCCACAUGCUGAGAACAGAAGGUGCUUACUGAUUUAUUUUGAGUUCUAACUGCAUGUAAAGGGAUAGCUCCAUUAUUGACUCCUUUUUGAAACGUGCUCAUGGCUCAAGGCAGUUACAUCUUGAGAAAUGUGUCAGAGGGACAUUUGGAUACAUUCCCACAUAGUCAAAGCACUGAAGAGUGUGUUCCUAAUUACCUGGGGAUUGGCUACAGUUAUCAGUCGGACGUGGACUACUUCAAGUGUGUGGACCAUUUUCAUAACGGCACCACCAUUAAGCGGCUAAGCCUUAAGAGGAGGCCUAGAGUGGCCGUCAAUAAUGCAGAAAAAACACAGAGUGGUUUUUCAACCAACAAGUGGCAUUCUGCAGAAUCCUUGUCAUUAUCUAGGUCCGAUGAUACAAGACUACUGGGCAUGUCUUCUACAACCAGAGGUCGACCACCACUUCCUCCACCACAUGGUUCAUCCUUGGAUAACAAGCUCACAAGGAAUGAGGGACCAGCAAUGUGUCAAAUACCUACUGAGUUAAAGCCACAGCCUGCUGUAAGAUCUCUUGUUUCACAAAGACAGUGCCCCAUGGUGGAAAAGACCAUCAUGGAGACCCACAAACACUUGGAGCAGGAGGAGACCACCCAGACUCCACCUCAGCCCCAACCUCGUCGACGACUGGCCAGCUUUGGAGGGGUAAGCUCCCCUGGGUCACUUUCCCCCUUCACUGGCCUGGGUGCAUAUAAUCAGAACAACAAUGGGAACAAGCCUACUGGCACAGGGGGUGAUAUGCGUGUCCACCUUAGUUCGUCCCUGGGCAGUAGAGGCAGCACAGGGUGCCUGAAAUUGAGCCCACAGAACUCUGGUAGAACCACUCCAGUUACAAGUCUGGGCCCUGUGCACCUGCAGAAUGUGCGUGACCAGAUGGUGGUAGCUCUGCAGAGGCUGAAGGAGCUAGAGGAGCAGCUGAAAAUCAUCCCUAUUCUCCAGGUAAAAAUUUCAGUCCUGCAGGAGGAAAAGAGGCAACUUGUCUCUCAACUCAAAAACCAGAGUGACAACGAGGACAUGAAUGAUGUGAUCUGGAGGAAAGCUUAUAGCAUGGAAAGGUCUGACAUUGAGAAGGUGUUGAAUACUGAGGAGGGAUUUAAGAGCAUAGUGCGGAUUGACUCAAGCAACCUCAGGGAGUUCAGGAAACUGACUGAAGAGAUGGAGCCAUUGGACAGAACCAUCAAGGGUGGACGUUUGCAAGCAUGGCCUGGAAAAGACAAUAGCCUUCUGCAUGACAUGGCUAUUAAGUCAGUCGCAGUUGGAACUGAUAAAGAUAUCACCUUGUCUAAACCCGCAAAAGAAAAUAAAUAUGUGCACACUGCUCAGGUAGAGACAAGGUCAGUUGCAACAGAGGUUUCUGAAGUUAAUCUGGGAAUUUACACAGAAAAGGAAGCAGAGCUUGAUGCCCAACAACUAAUAAUUGGUGCCCUGAAGGAGAAAAUUUCUCAAUUGGAAACAGAAUUGAAGGAAUCAACCCUUCAGACAGAGAUGAGCCGUCUGAAACUGGAGCUUCGGGCUGCAGGAGCUUGGAACAGAGCUGAUAAAGCAUCUCUUGCUAGGCCAUCCACUGUGAGCACAGGCGUUGAAGCAAGGCCUCACACCACAAGCCGGGGAGUAGGUAAUCACACAGAGUUCCAGGAUACCAGCACAGGGGAGGCAACAGGGGUAUCUUGUUGUGGGCCUGAGCUGAAGAAUGUUUGCACAGGACCAGAUGUACCCAUGAGCCACUGGGAGGUCAGAGAGCGAGUUGAGACCAGGGAAAAGGGCAUGGGGAUCCAGGUUUUUACAAACACACAAGGAGUUGGGACGGAGAUAAAGUUAUGUGAUGCAGAAACCAACACAAAGGUACCAGUGGAGAAUCUGGAGUCUACAAAAGGAAAGACUAAGUAUCAUUCGGUGGCUUGUGGGGACUGUUCUGUUGAUGUGAUCAUCUGUGAACCAAGGGAACUGGUUUCUCAAGGUAUGGCCACAGAUCCAGUCAGAGGAGUUGAUCUGGGAAUCAUGGCGUCACCUCAGACAGCUUCACAGCGUAUCAACACAGUAUCCAGCUCAGUGUCUCGCUUUACCAACACCACACACGCCUUCAACACAGACUCCAGCACUAAUACUCUUGUCAGAACCCAAAACAAGCACACCAACACCACUCAGACUGUUACUAGGACUAUGUCUGUAGGGAACAGGGUCAGAGACAUCAGAUUCACUCCAGAGACCCGUACGAUUGGUGUAGGAACAGUAAAUUUCGUAGGAAAUGCCUUAAAACAAACACCAGGGACAGUCACUAAGGUAACCCGAGACACUGGUGUUGGGUUCACAAAUAUUAAUGAGAAUUUCCUGGUUGGACUGAAAACUCGAAAUAUGGCCUCUGGCCCAUCCCAUCGACCUGACCCCAUCAAGACAAGAAGUAUCGGUAUAGGGGAGGGGAGGAUACGGGAUUUUUCAGUUUCAUCCAGUACACCUGCCCAGAGUUUCCAGCAAUCUACACAGUCCCAGUGGGACCCUGAGCUUAACCAUUACAUAGAGAAGAUGCAGAAGCUCCUUGGGGAGCAUGGGGACCUGCUCACAGAAGACCGCACUAAGCAGUACAGCUGUCAAGGAAAUGACACCGCCAAGCUGUCCUGCAGUAACAAAGCUGCACCAAAAGGAGGCACAGAAGUCCAGUGUUUAGACUCUCAGCCACCAGUUGGCAGAGAGUUUCAGUCUCCAGCUCAACUUUCAGUCAACUCCUCUAAAUGUGACAAAGCAAACCCAGGAAUCUGCCAACAGGGUGGUAAUGAAUCUGAGGUGAAAAGAAUGAUACAGAUGUUAGAACAACAGGCAUCCUCAGCUCUACAAGAAAGGUCAGCCAAUUCUGGUGGGCUGCGGUCCGUGAAGAAGAAACAGAAUAGUGACCAAGGCUGUAUCAGCAACAGGAAGACCAUGAAGUUUAUAAGGCUGAACACAGGACUGGACCCCAUGCCAUCUUACGAGCUCUCUGUCAGUGAAAAGGUUAAUUCUGAGGAAGUAGAAAAGAGAGGAAAAAAAAAAUUAAGGGAAGCUUCUCAAGAUGGAAUGCAAGCGAGAAAGGGCAAAGGUGGCUCCAACAAGGGAUCACAGGGGCCUGCAAAAUCACACCCGCAACAAAGGUGUAAGUUAAGUGAAAAGAUUUUUUCUGCAUGUCAAGCCUUAAAGAUGCACCUGAGUGAUGACACGGCUUUAUCCAGCAUGGAAUUGCAUGACUGUCUACAAACACUCCAGCAAGAGUGGUUCUCUGUGUCCAGCCACAAGUCAGCUGCUCCUGACACUGUGGACAGCUACUUGUCAACGUUUCGGGUCAUUUCACCCUCGGUAUUGCAACACAUAGCUAAUAUGGCUGACGGCAAUGGAAACACAGCUCUGCACUACAGUGUGUCCCACUCCAACUUUGUCAUUGUCAAGAAAUUGCUUGAUGCAGAGGUGUGUAACGUGAAUCAGCAGAACAAAGCAGGUUACACGGCCAUCAUGCUGGCUGCACUUUCAGCUGUGGAAACUCCAGAAGAAAUGAGAGUUGUGGAGCAGCUCUUCACAAAAGGAGACGUCAAUGCCAAGGCCAGCCAGGCCGGUCAGACAGCCUUGAUGCUGGCUGUGAGCCAUGGCAGGAUGGACAUGGUGCAGGCACUCCUGGCACAGGGGGCUGAGGUCAACCUCCGGGACGACGAGGGCUCCACUGCGCUGAUGUGUGCAAGCGAGCACGGCCACGCCGACAUCGUUAAACUACUGCUGGCACAGCCGGACUGCGAUGCCACCCUGACCGACAGCGACCAAAGCACAGCCCUGUCCAUCGCACUCGAGGCAGGACAUAAUGACAUUGCCGUGCUCCUUUAUGCUCAUGCCAACUUCUCCAAAGGACAGACAGGGGCGCCUGCUCGUCACAGUGGAAAGUCUCUCUCCUGUUAUGGUGAUAGAAAUGAUUUUGCAUAAUGUGAUACCACAAAGCCUGAAAGGAUUUUUCAUGAAUCUUAUGUAUGAGGUGAUUCAGUAUCAAAGCCCCCAUAAUGGUGGGGGGGGGGGGUGGGGGGGGGGUGAACAGUGUCAGUUUCAAACCUACCACAUUAGUCAGAAUGAUUUUUUUUAAACAAUCAUAAUUAAUUAGUUGACAGAAAAAUAAUUAUUCUCCAGUGACCUGUAUUCUAGUAUAGCAUUUGUAUUGCAUGGCAUGGUGUGGAUUAUAUCAUAACUCAGCAGGUAAUACAGUAUAUGCAUGGCAGAGUAUGUUACUAGUUUGUAUUCAUAAGAGAUAACAGUUAAUGAUGUAGCCUGCUGUCAUUUAUUACAUACAUCACUUCGAAGUUUCUGUGAUCACUUAUUUUUGUAAAUAAUAUUUAUAAUUGCAAUAUUUUAUGACUGCAGUAACAUCAAACUCAAACAUGUAUGAGUAAAUAUGUAAAUUAAUUAAAAAAAAAUAGAUAAUAAAUAGCUACAAAUAGAAGAAAAAUAAGUUAAAGACUUGAUUUUUUUAAAAAGACAGCAGGAACUUUGUAUCCAUAUUUUAUUCUAAAAGAAAAGAUUUAUUUUUAUUUAUAAGUUGAUACUUUGCUGUAUCUUCACUGCUUUACUAGACCAAUCAUGAUGCAUGAUAAAUAUUUUAAAUAUUUUUAAUUUUGUCAUUUUUCCAAACGUAAAACUACAUGCAAUUACAUGCAACUGCAGCACUUUUGUUGCUAAAAUUCAUUGGAUAUGUUGCUGUGGAGGAGAAUUUCAGCACUCGGGGAAAUGAGCUUAUUUGCUUUCUCACCGAGAGUUAAAUGAGACGAUCAAUACCGUUCUCAUAGGUGUCUGCUAAACAUGAAGCUAGCUUGGCUUUGGUGCAGGUCAAACAAAUAAGAGAGAAUGUGUUAACUGGUGAGCUUUGGAGGUGCUGGCAGGUGGAUUUCUUUUUACCUUUCCACACAGCCAAGCUAGCUGUUUCCCUCUGUUUCCACUCGUUCUGCUAAGCUAAGCUGAACAGACAGAUCGGAGAGUGCCAUUGAUCUUGCCAUCUAACUAGAAGGAAGCGUAUAUCCCAAAAUGUCGAACUGCUCCUUGAAGUGGCAUCUACAUUAUAAUGCAUAGUUUGACACUGAUGAAGGCUGGACAGCCGAAUGUUUUCUCCUCUGUAAAUAAAGUGACUCCUCAUCACUGACUCCAA